Molecule: messenger RNA, 2769 nt
Organism: Diabrotica virgifera virgifera (western corn rootworm)
Lineage: Eukaryota; Metazoa; Arthropoda; Insecta; Coleoptera; Chrysomelidae
Gene: Gp93
Product: endoplasmin
Exons: 11
Coding region: 291-2639 (782 amino acids)
Biological process (GO): protein folding
Molecular function (GO): ATP hydrolysis activity; ATP binding; ATP-dependent protein folding chaperone
Source: RefSeq, a predicted model, not a curated record
GAACAAGAGUAACACUUGUUUUAUCAUUAUCCCAGAACUAUUUAUUUCAUCUUCUUGACAACUUUGUAAUUUUGUACUUUCCCGCCAAACAUAAAUCUCUUCCAGCCAAUACCAGGCAGCCAUAUGGACAUGAGUUUGUCUGUAGACUUUUUAUUGGUUCACGUCCUGUGACACUUAUCGUGUAGUUUUUCUGGUGAAUUCAAUUUCUCCCAUCAUCUACCAAAAACACCGAGCCGGUAUUUGUAAUAUUUUUUGCUUGAUGAACUAAAAUUUAAAAACAGGGCUGCAAAAUGAAGCAGUUUUUAUUAUUAACUAUUGGUUUAUUUGUCUUAAUUGGUACUGUAAGGGGCGAUGAAAUCGGAGAACCAUCUGUAGAAACCAUAGAUUUAGAUAUUGGAGCUAGCAGAGAAGGAUCUCGAACAGAUGAUGAAGUCGUUAAAAGAGAAGAAGAGGCAAUCAAAUUGGAUGGACUCAAUGUUGCCCAACUUAAGGAGUUACGAGAAAAGUCUGAAAAAUUUGCUUUUCAGACUGAAGUCAACAGAAUGAUGAAGUUAAUUAUCAAUUCUUUAUAUAGAAACAAAGAAAUUUUCCUUAGAGAGUUGAUUUCCAAUGCUUCUGAUGCAUUGGACAAAAUUAGAAUGCUGUCAUUAACAGAGAAGAGUGUACUGGAUAGCCAACCAGAGAUGAAUAUUCGAAUAAAAGCAGAUAAAGAAUCUGGCAUGUUGCACAUAACAGACACUGGUAUAGGAAUGACUAAACAAGAUCUCGUUAAUAAUUUAGGAACUAUUGCCAAAUCUGGUACAGCAGAAUUUUUAAGUAAAAUGCAAAAUGCUGAUACUUCACAAGAUAUGAAUGACAUGAUCGGCCAGUUUGGUGUUGGAUUUUACUCGGCGUUCUUGGUUGCUGAUAGAGUUAUCGUCAGCAGUAAACAUAAUGAAGACAAACAAUACAUUUGGGAAUCGGAUUCAGCAUCCUUCAGCAUCGUAGAUGAUCCAAGAGGAGACACUUUAAAAAGGGGAACAACUGUAAGUUUGGAACUGAAACCAGAAGCCAGAGAUUUCUUGGACCACGAGACCGUCCGAAAUCUUGUUAAAAAGUAUUCCCAAUUCAUCAAUUUCCCAAUUUACUUAUGGACUAGUCACACUGAAACAGUUGAAGAACCUCUAGAUGACGAUGCUUCUGAAGAAACAUCUCCGUCUGCCGAUGAAGAUGAUGCGGCAGUAGAAGAAGAAAAAGAAGAAGAUAAACCUAAGACUAAAAAAGUGGAGAAGACCGUUUGGGAUUGGGAGUUGUUGAAUGACAGCAAACCGAUUUGGACCAGAAAACCAACUGAGGUUGAGGAUGCAGAAUAUAAUGAAUUUUAUCAGGCAUUGACCAAAGACACCAAAGAUCCACUUACCAAAAUUCAUUUCGUUGCUGAAGGAGAAGUUACAUUCAAAGCUUUGUUAUAUAUUCCUACUGUGCAACCAUCAGAAAGCUUUAAUAGGUAUGGAACUAAAACCGACAAUAUUAAAUUGUACGUCCGUCGUGUAUUUAUCACUGAUGAAUUCAACGAUAUGAUGCCAUCUUACCUUAGUUUUGUUAGAGGGAUCGUAGAUUCUGAUGAUUUACCAUUGAAUGUAUCUCGGGAGACGCUACAACAACACAAAUUAAUCAAGGUAAUUAAGAAAAAAUUGAUUCGGAAAGUACUUGAUAUGUUGAAAAAACUUCCCGAUGACGAAUAUGACAAAUUCUGGAAGGAAUUUUCUACCAACAUUAAACUGGGAGCUAUCGAAGACCCUGCCAAUCGCACAAGGCUUGCCAAAUUGUUGAAAUUCUUGUCAUCCAACGGAAGCGGUUUAACCAACUUGUCGGAUUACGUAAAGAGAAUGAAACCAAAGCAAGACAAAAUAUUCUAUAUUGCCGGGUCAUCCAAAGACGAAGUUUCAAAGUCACCCUUCGUUGAAAGGUUAUUACGUAAAGGUUACGAAGUAUUGUUCUUGGUUGAAGCUGUUGAUGAAUAUGCAAUCUCUGCAAUUCCCGAAUUCGAAGGCAAGAAGUUCCAGAAUGUAGCUAAAGAAGGUUUCAGUCUAACCGAAACCGAAGGAGGUAAAGAACAAUUGGAACAAUUAAAGAAAACGUUCGAACCUCUCACCAAAUGGUUAGCCGAUGAUGCAUUGAAGAAUGAAGUUGCAAAGGCAACCGUUUCCGAAAGAUUGUCUGACUCACCUUGCGCUUUGGUUGCUAGUCUGUUCGGCUGGACCGGAAAUAUGGAAAGGUUGGCUUUAUCCAACGCUCAUCAAAAAUCUGACGAUCCACAACGUACUUACUACCUUAACCAGAAGAAAACUUUGGAAAUUAAUCCGAGACAUCCUUUGAUGAAAGAACUUCUUAAACGAGUACUUGAUGAUUCCAGUGACCCAACAGCGAAAGAUAUGGCCAAGAUGAUGUUCAGAACGGCCACGUUGAGAUCUGGAUAUAUGCUCCAGGAAACCUUAGAUUUCGCUGACUCUAUUGAAGCGAUGAUGAGGAAAACACUUGGAGUGCCAUUAGACGAACAAAUUGAAGAAGAAGAAGAUUUACCCGAAGACGGUAUUUCGGAAGAAGAGCAAAUAGAUGCAGAUGCUGACUCCAAAGAUGAGGACCACGAUGAACUUUAAGUGUCUUGUUUGUUUGAGUGUGUGAAGUGCAAGUGUUAAGUACAAUAAUUGUACGAUCUGAAAAGACUGUAAUUACAAUUCCUUUGUAUUUUUGUUUUACAUUAUAAAUAAUUAUUUAUUGUAAUGUGUU